CCGACUAGAAAAUCCCAGCAGUUGAAGCCUUAGUGAGUUACCGGGACAUACCUCGGUCCACUCAGCUCAACUCAACUCGGUUCGUCCUAGAAACUUAUCCAUGACGUCUCUUCACACCGCGAUAACUCCUCAAAGCCUCCUUUCUUUAUCAAAACCUCGAAAACCCAUCACGAGGCAGGUCUCAUAUUCCUCACUAACCACCUCAAAGCUGCCCGAUGGUCGUGUUUUCUCCGGGACCAAACAGAAAAGGAACUGCAACAAAAGGGCCAACUCGGUGGUGGUGAACUCAUUAGCCGAGGAGCUCGACGUGAUCCCAGUUCAAAGCGAGGAUGUUACCGACAUGCAAGUAGGAGUCGAUGUGAACCAGGUCGAGAGAGAAUCGCCGGGGGAAGACCUAGUGACUCAAGUAAGUGGGUUUGGUAAUGAAGGGAGGUUGUCUUUUGAAGGGGUUUCUUCUUUGGGUUCACCUUCGGCAAAUGGAUUUGGUGAUGGAGGAAGUCAAGAGGAAUUGGAUAGGCUUAUAGAUAGAACUAUUAAUGCUGCUAUUGUUCUUGCUGCCGGUACGUUUGCUCUUACCAAGUUGCUUACCAUUGAUCACAAUUAUUGGCAGGGAUGGACUAUUUAUGAGAUACUAAGAUAUGCACCUCAACACAACUGGAGUGCUUAUGAAGAAGCUUUGAAGACAAAUCCUGUUUUAGCAAAAAUGGUUAUUAGCGGAGUCGUCUAUUCUCUUGGGGAUUGGAUUGCGCAAUGCUUUGAAGGGAAACCUCUCUUCGAGUUCGAUCGUACCCGAAUGUUCAGAUCUGGCCUUGUUGGUUUUACUCUACAUGGUUCCCUGUCUCAUUACUAUUACCAGUUCUGUGAGGAGCUUUUUCCUUUCCAAGAUUGGUGGGUAGUUCCCGUGAAAGUAGCUUUCGACCAAACUGCAUGGGCUGCAGUUUGGAACAGCAUUUACUUUGUAGUUGUGGGAUUUUUGCGUCUUGAUUCUCCAAUCAGUAUUUAUAGCGAAUUGCAGGCAACAUUCUUGCCUAUGUUGACAGCUGGAUGGAAGCUUUGGCCGUUUGCUCAUCUUAUCACUUACGGUGUCAUUCCGGUAGAACAAAGGCUUCUUUGGGUGGACUGCGUAGAACUUAUUUGGGUCACGAUUCUCUCAACUUAUUCAAACGAAAAAUCGGAAGCAAGGAUCUCCGAGGCGGCACCAGCUGAAGCAAAUUUAAGUCCGAUACCCAUUGAUCCAUCUGAGGAGUAAAUGAUGAAGAUAAGCCAAGAAGGAUAAAAGAGGAGGAUAUCUGGGAUCGAUACAUGACAGUAGAAUUAACCCCACCAGCUUCGAUGAAACAAGGCUCGGCAGGCCAGUCAUGAGGAAAUAUCACAGAAAACGGGAAACUGUCCGCGUAUACGACGUAAUGCCAUCUUCUUCUGUUUGUAUGUAUGAAAAUUCAUGUACUUUUCGAGACAUUGUUAUCACUAACUGUGGAAAAUACCAUGGCAUAGUGCUGGAAAAUUUCUACAGAAUAUGGAAAAGUUUUCAUGUAUGUAAAAACCAUUUGUUCCAUUAUAGUUGUUUUUCCAUGGUUAAAAUCCAAACUUGUUUCCA
This is a messenger RNA of Hibiscus syriacus, 1597 nucleotides long. RefSeq lists its product as uncharacterized. The transcript has 7 exons. The record is from RefSeq and is a predicted model, not a curated record. Lineage: Eukaryota; Viridiplantae; Streptophyta; Magnoliopsida; Malvales; Malvaceae. Gene Ontology annotation, cellular component: cytoplasm; membrane. Bases 101 to 1249 code for a protein of 382 amino acids.